AGACCGCUGUCUUUCUAUCCUCAACAGCUUCUGGACACCAUCAUCAACCUCAUCGUUCCCUUCUAGCAGCAUUCCACAUUCUGCAACUCAUCAUGGCCCCCUCUAUUCAGGAGCUUUACCAUGACUUCGUGGGUAAUGAUGUACCCAACGCGAAGCACAGAAGAUCGUCCUCAUCCUUCGACCCCAACGACAUCUCCAUCAACGCUCGUCCAUGCGACCUGGGUCGUGUUUCUGGCCUUGUCGAUGACAUUGCCUCGUACAACUGGGGCGACAUUGACUUUGCUCAAGACCGCAAUGCCCGUAUCUCCUUGCUGUCCAAGGCUCGAUCUUUGAUCGCAGCCCUUGAGACCCCAAGAGAGACUUUGCUGAGGCAUAUUGGUGCCGAGACCUCCAAUUUCUACACCAUCGUUAUCGGCAUCGAAACCAACCUCUUCCACGAAAUGGCCAAGGACAGCGGCUCUCCCAAAACCGCCACCCGUCUUGCCGAAGCCAUCUCCUUCGACCCGGAUCUCAUCCGGCGCAUCCUCCGCCACCUGGCCUCCAUGAACCAUAUUAUCCAAACCGGCGAAGACGAGUACCGCCCCAACAACUUCUCCAAAGCCCUUACCACCUCUCCCAUUGCCGGCUCUUACCAGUUCUAUCGGAACAUUUGCCUUCCCGCCAUGAUCAACCUACACAAGUGGCUCAAGACCAAAUCCUACCAAUCCCCCACAACCACCAUCGACAACCCCUUCACGUUCGGACAUCAGACUUCCCAGACCUUCUUUGAGGUGAUCGGUUCAACUGCAAAGAACACCGAGCACUUUAACGAUCACAUGGUUGCCUACUGCCAGGGCCAACCAGCAUGGUGCUCCAACAGCGUCUACUCAGCCGCCGACCGUCUUAUCUCGGGCUUUGAUGCCUCUCCCCAGCCAGACGGUUCUGACCCAGUGAUGCUGGUAGACAUUGGCGGUAACGUCGGCCACGAUCUCCAGACUUUUGUUUCCCAUUACCCUUCCCACCCCGGCCGGCUGGUGCUACAGGACCUCCCCUCCGUCAUUGCUGUCGCUCCCCCGUCUCUCACUUCCCCUCUUCUCAACGGGAAGUACGUCCAACUUCAAGAACACGACUUCUUCACACCUCAACCCGUCGUCGGUGCACGAGCGUACUACCUCCAUCACAUCAUGCACGAUUGGCCGGACGCCAAGUGCGUUUCCAUCUUGAGUCAGAUCAAGAAGGCGAUGAAGCCGGGGUAUUCGCGGCUGUUGAUCAACGAGCAGGUCAUACCUGAGAAGAAGGCAAGUUGGGAGGCGACGUAUCUGGAUUUGUACAUGAUGGUGCUGUUUGGGGCUAGGGAGCGGACGGAAAAGGAGUGGCUGCGGCUGUUGGAGGAUGGAUGUGGAUUGAAGGUGUUGGGUAUGUACGGACCGGGAGGAGGAGUGGAGGGGAUCAUUGAGUGUGAGGUUGCAUUAGAGGAGUAGUUUGUGAGGUAUGAGGUAUGAGGUAUGAUAAAUGGCUGUUGGGGGAAAAGAUGAACAAAAUGCAGGAAGAAAGAAUAGUGUUUUAUCUCAAACCUGCGUAUUAGUCUAUGAAUCUGUUGGGGCUGCAUCUGAAUCAGUC
Messenger RNA from Neurospora hispaniola, 1599 nucleotides. RefSeq names its product S-adenosyl-L-methionine-dependent methyltransferase. NCBI's taxonomy places the organism in Eukaryota, Fungi, Ascomycota, Sordariomycetes, Sordariales, Sordariaceae. The transcript has 2 exons. Bases 93 to 1460 code for a protein of 455 amino acids. The record is from RefSeq and is a predicted model, not a curated record. Gene Ontology annotation, molecular function: O-methyltransferase activity.